This is a messenger RNA of Fusarium coffeatum, 1341 nucleotides long. RefSeq lists its product as uncharacterized. The record is from RefSeq and is a predicted model, not a curated record. The coding region runs from base 1 to 1341 and encodes 446 amino acids. Lineage: Eukaryota; Fungi; Ascomycota; Sordariomycetes; Hypocreales; Nectriaceae. The transcript has 2 exons.
AUGCGGUCGAUGGUGACCCUUCCGACUGAGCUGAUCGUGGAGAUCGCCGAAAACUUGAGUGGUGACCUCAAGAACUUCAGCUUGACAAGUCAUCGACUUCGUCAUGCUAUCAGUCACAUCCUUUUUCGCACACUCAACAUUGCCUGCCCCCUGGUAUCGGGCAUGCUGCUAGAGCACGUGCUCGUCAAAUACAGGCACGCCAUUUCGAGGAUUCACCUGCACAUCCGCCUCCGACCGAAUUUACCCGAAGACGACAUCGAUGAAUACGACAUCAACGGAAUGCCCUCUAUCUGGGGCACAGAACGAAGCUACACCCUACUCCAGCUGGUCCGCGGGGAGAUCUUCUCUCACAUCGAUUCCUUCAGCGUACAUUUCGAUCCAUCACAAUUUGACCUCGAAGGUUGUUGGUUCGGAGAUGGCGGUACCUGGGGCGGCGGCGGCGGCGAAAGCAUCUCUGUCUUUCAAGAUUACGAAGAUGAUGAAGCCUGGGAAGGCGAUGAAGGCACGAACGGCGACGGAAUGAUGCUCAACUUUGAAAGGUUGUACAUCUGGCGUGCGCAGUACAACCAGGUGUUCGAAGCCCUCGUCAUGAACCUCAAUAUCACGAAACUCCGCUUCGUUAACCUGCUUCCAAAGCGCGCCUCAAUCUGGUAUUCUGAUGACUGGGUCAACAUGUUGCAAAGACUUACACAUUUCGACGUCGGUAUUUUCGGAGCCGAAAGUGCUGGAUGGCACGGCAAUACGACAGAUGGCUUCAUAGACUUUAUCAACGAGUUUCUUAACUUCAUCGCGUUCUACCUGACAAACGUCAAGCAUUUGAGACUUGAAGCAAGCCCUCUGAGUGUUUUCGGGACGGAUACCUACAUCACCGGCUGGCAUGACCCGUUUCCUCUUCACGGUCCUGCUUCAGCCCUUCACUCCCUCGAACUGAAGAACAUCGUCCUCGGUAACGACGUCAUGGACUACCUUCGGGACCAGGGUGGCACCCUUCGCGAGCUGACGCUUCACAAUUGCAUGUGCUACAGUUGCAAACUGGGUCCAGAACCUCGGUGGUCACAUAUUUGGGACACCGUCUCAAAGUACUGCAAAGUACUGCGAAGACUUAACUUCCUUCAGGAUGAGGAACCUCCUCUCGGCAGUUUCAGGAUCGCGAACAGAAUGGCGAGGAAGAAGAAGGAUCUGAUUGUGUGGAGAUAUGCCGACAUUGACCCAGAGCGGGGAACUGUCCUUGAGGAUGGGGAUGCUAAUGUUGGAGAAGUCAUAACGGGUUGUGCUUUUGAGGAGUACUGUGACUUGCAGGAGACGUUGGCGAGACGCAGAAAGAACUCUAUCGACGAGUAG